Sinocyclocheilus rhinocerous is the source of this 682-nucleotide messenger RNA. It is a transcript of the gene mrpl32, whose product is annotated as mitochondrial ribosomal protein L32. Gene Ontology annotation, cellular component: mitochondrial large ribosomal subunit. The record is from RefSeq and is a predicted model, not a curated record. Gene Ontology annotation, molecular function: structural constituent of ribosome. Bases 124 to 648 code for a protein of 174 amino acids. Gene Ontology annotation, biological process: translation. Lineage: Eukaryota; Metazoa; Chordata; Actinopteri; Cypriniformes; Cyprinidae. The transcript is spliced from 3 exons.
UCCCAGAAUGCACGGGUGCAGAAGCACGCGCAGGCGCAGUUGGUCUUUUUGAGCGGUGACCGUGAGGAUGUUAGGUCUGUAACGUUACAUGUUAAAUUAAACGGACAUAAAACACCGCACAUAAUGUCAUUAUCGGGUUUACUUCAGUUUCUCGGACGUUCUCUGCAGCGUCUGGAGCUGCGUUUUGCGCAGGCGGCGGGAUUUGACAGCUUCGGUCCAGCACUGGCAGUAAGUGGUCCCCAGAUUCUUCCUCAAUCCCAUCACAGCAACAAUGAAGAAAACUCUGAGCCCAGUUUCUUGGACAGUAUCUUUUGGAUGGCAGCUCCUAAAAAGAGAAGAACCAUUGAAGUCAAUCGUUGCAGAAGACGACACCCAAAUAAACUGAUAAAAGUCAAGCACAACAUUGAGCCGUGUCCAGAGUGUGACAACAUGAAACUAAAGCAUACUCUGUGUGGAUUCUGCUUUGAAAAGGUCAGGAAGGAGACGGCAAUGAUACGAAAGCAAAUCUCCAUCAUGGAAGGCGGACCUCUCAAUGCUCCUGCUGUAGAGUCUGUUGUUUUGUAUGAAAAUGAAAAUCCCUCUGAAGCAGAUAAGGACAAGAGAAUAAUAGAACGCAACAGGAAACGCCCUUAUUGGUUUAACAUGUAACUGCUGUAAAAUAAAGACUUUUUUGUGAAAUAAA